UUAGCAAAUUUUAUUUUAAUCUUGUAUUUACAAAAAAAAAUUUGUGAUGAAAAUUCUAAUUAUUUGUUUCAUUGUUUCUACACUAAUUUCUAUGACCAUUCAAUAUGGUCAACAAACAUAUCCAAAUAAACAUCGGAGACAAUUAUAUCAUGCAUAUGGUCGUAUUAGUAAUCAUAACAAAAACGAUCAUAAUAACAAUAAUAAUAAUAAUUAUUAUUAUCAUUAUCAUUAUAAUCGUAGAAAUGGUAAUCAUCAUCCAUCAAAAAAAUAUACUAAGAAAAAACCUAAAAAUAUACAACUUACAAGAAAAUAUAUCAUGGAAGGUGAAGCGAAACAUAUUCAUCAAAAACAUGGUGAAAAUCAUUUAAAAACAAUUGGCAAUUUAUUCGGUUUCAGUGAUACAUAUCAAGGAUCAGAUUAUGCAUUAACAACAACAUUUCAUCAAGGUAGUGUAUCUACAGAUAAUGGUCAACCAAAAUAUUUUUCCACUUAUGAUACAGAAGGAUUAAUAAAACAUUAUCAAAAUUCACAUGGUCGUGCUAAAUUCAAUGUUAACGCUAAAUCACAUGGUCAUGAAAAGUAUAAAGAUCAAAAAGAAAUGAAAGCAGUUGUAACAUUUGAAAAUAAUGAUUAUACCAUUGAUGAUGAAGCAAAUUAUUCACCAACAAGUCAUCCUUAUGGAAAAUUAGAAGGUUAUUAGAGAAAAAGAAAAACAGUGAACAUUUUUAUUUUAAAAAUGAAGAGAAAAAUUUAAUAGAGAAAUAACCAUUAAAAGUCAGUUAAUUGAAUGUAUAUAUAACUAACUAUCAAAUAUAUUAGAGUACUCAAAAACUGUAUGUGUUAUUAUUAUGAAAAGUGAAUAAAUCUAAUGAUAAAAUAAGUUCUUUCUAAUGGUCUUUUUAAAUGUAUAAAAUUUUUAACAAAUUAUCUUUAUUUUAAUUCAA
Schistosoma turkestanicum is the source of this 944-nucleotide messenger RNA. NCBI's taxonomy places the organism in Eukaryota, Metazoa, Platyhelminthes, Trematoda, Strigeidida, Schistosomatidae. The record is from the annotation of a GenBank genome assembly.